Effrenium voratum is the source of this 1380-nucleotide messenger RNA. Lineage: Eukaryota; Dinophyceae; Suessiales; Symbiodiniaceae. The record is from the annotation of a GenBank genome assembly.
GGCCGGUGAGCUGAAAGAAGUGCCGAGCUCUUUUUUUUGCUGCGGGCGGGGGCCCGCGAGGGCAUGCGCCAUGACUCAUUCCGCAAGCCGCAGAAAGGCGGCGCUGCUUUGGCUCAGCACUCUCGCCUUGCCAAGCUUCCUGCCGGAUCCAUUUCACGCCAUGUCCUACGCGAAGGUGGUGAACCCUUUUGGCGUGGCUCUGUUCCAGUACCUGGCAAAGAAGGAGGUGGAGAAUGUGCUGAUCUCACCUAUGUCAAUCUCGGUCUGCUUGUCUAUGGUGGCAGCUGGUGCGACUGAGGGCUCCGGCACCCAGAAGGAGUUGAUGGGCAUGGGGGGCGGCUUGAAAGCGCUGCCGGAGGCAUCCUCCAUGCAGAUGGCCAACAGCGCGUGGGUUCGUAUGGCCAUCAAGCCGGAGUUUUUGGCGGACAUUCAGAAGACCUUUCAGGCGGACGCAUUUCCGCUGCCCUCCCCAGACCCGAUGCGCAUCAACAACUGGGUCAAGGAGAAGACUCAGGGCCUCAUCCCGUCCCUCUUCGAGGGCCCGCUGGAUCCCUUGACGGUGCUGGUGCUGGUGAACACCAUCUACUUCAAGGGCUCGUGGGCCAGCACUUUCGAUGCCGCCAAGACUACACCCGGGAAGUUCCAGUCCUUCAAGGGCAAGCUGCCCUGCGACAUGAUGUUAAAGAAGGAGAAGAACCUGAGCUAUGCAGACAUCGCAGGGUUCCAGGCUGUGCAGUUGCCGUACAGCGACAUGAACACCAUGGCCACCAUCAUCCUUCCCAAGGAGACAGGCCCGGGCGGCCUCGAGAAGCUGGUGGAGGGCUUUGACCUCGAGCAGGUCUUCCAUGCCAUGCGCCCCAUGGAGGUGGAGCUACGCAUGCCCCGGUUCAAAGUCAGCGCCGGGGGGUCUAUGAAGGAGGCCCUCGUGGCACUUGGCAUCAAGGAGACCUUUGGAGGCAGCGGAGGCUUUUUGAGGAUGUCCGAUGAUCCGGAAGUGCACCUGGACGAGGUGAUGCACAAAGCCACAGUGGAAGUGAACGAGGAAGGCACGGUGGCAGCCGCGGCCACGGGCGCGGUGAUGAUGACUCGGUGCAUGCCGCCCCCUGCGCAGCCCAUGACGGUCGACAGGCCCUUCCUCUUCGUCAUCAGUGACAAAGAAGGCGCAAUUUCCUUCAUCGGCAAGAUCGUGACGCCUGAGUUGUCCGGCAUUGAGGCGAAACUGAAGUAAACAGGCACGGGCAAGCUCCUCCAGUGAGUUUUCGGUUGAAAAUUACACAGCGAAACGCUGGAGGACUCCAGAUAGGGAGAACUCCCUGUCACUAAUCUUGAUCGCUUCUCUCAUUCUGAGGGUUUUUGUAUUACACCUCGGGAAAUGACCCA